Molecule: messenger RNA, 900 nt
Organism: Angiostrongylus costaricensis
Lineage: Eukaryota; Metazoa; Nematoda; Chromadorea; Rhabditida; Metastrongylidae
Source: the annotation of a GenBank genome assembly
UUGAAAAGAAAGUGCACCUUAUAUGAUGCAAGGACGCGUGUGGCGCAGUUGUUGGAGGUGCCACUGCGACACACACAUGGAAUCGAUCCCCGCGUUCAUGGCCCACCAAGCUCUCCCAUCUCUUCGGGUUACACACCAGACAAAAAUCGCAUAAGACGUUUUUUGAGUUGUGAUUCAAAUCUUCAUACUGUUUCAGAGUAUUCUGACACGGUUCAAAACACAAUCCAUGGUUUUAAUAGUGAUGAACUUCAACUGUUGUCGUUUGUUGAUGGUUACCAACCGGAAGAGAUUCAUCCUCGACCGUUACUGAGGCCGUUCGUGAUGGACUACAUACCAGCUAUCGGCGACAUCGACGCGAUGAUCAAAAUUCCGCGUCCGGACGAAGUUGAUGAUAACAUCGGUCUUAUACAACUGGAUGAGCCAGCUAUACAGCAAAGUGAUCCGACAAUACUAGCAAUGCAAUUACGUCAUGCUAACAAAGAAGUGAAUUCUCAAUUAGAUGCACCUGUGAAGCAACUGGAACGCGGUGACAAAUCUGCUCAUGAAAUCGACAAGUGGAUAACCGAUAUAAAGGAACUUCAUCGUACACGUCCUUCGCAAUCCACUGUACACUUUCGUGGUCCAAUGCCUGACAUUGAAAGUCUCAUGCAGGAAUUUCAUCCACAUUUCGAACGCUGUCUUGAAGGAGUGAAGAUGCCGUCAGCUGAACUUGAUGUUGACCUGGAGGAGUACACGGAUAUCUGCCUCAAUCUCGUUGACGUUCCGGUCUCACGUAGUCGUAUUCAGUCACUUCACUGCUUUUUUUCGUUGUACAGAGAGUUCAGAAACUCACAACAUUUCAAGAACCUCACCCGCAACGCCACUGAAAAACGCAAAACGGUUGAUCGAAUGGAGCUGUGA